Closterium sp. NIES-65 is the source of this 3273-nucleotide messenger RNA. The record is from the annotation of a GenBank genome assembly. NCBI's taxonomy places the organism in Eukaryota, Viridiplantae, Streptophyta, Zygnematophyceae, Desmidiales, Closteriaceae.
AUGACGUCGCGAUCCGCGUUGGCCAGCAUACCCACGGCCGUGGCGGCGUGCGCGUCGUCGUGCGGCGCCACUCUCGCCGCUGCGGCAGCGCCGCUCCUCGUUGCAUCCGAUCCCUUCGCCGCGUUCGAUCAGCGUGAGUUGCGGCGAGUAGAUCCUGCUCGCUGCUCGUUGACGACCGCUGCUUCCCCAUCGGAGCAGACGGCGACCGAACAAUCUCGAUCGGUUCUUUUCGAGCAUCCGCACUCCCACCCGCCCGCCGCUCCCGCCGCUCCGGUCUCAUCCGCUGCGUUCGUUUCUUCCCCGCUCGUAGCCCACAUCCAAUCGCGCUUCGCCGUCGCUCCAGCUUCCACAGCCGUCCGUCCGGGUUGCAGUGGUUACCACCACAUUCUCAGCAGUGACGUGGCUCGCUCGCUCCUUCGCCAGAUCUCGCUGACGUCAUCGUGGCCACCUCAGCGCAGAUUCAGCGGGUGCAGAGCAGCGGUAUCAACGGCUAGCUUUUCCUCCGGAUCAACGGCUGAAUCAGAUGCUGGAUCGACGGCUAGCAGCGACCGGAAGGAUGCGGGAGAGGAGGGCGGGUCGGCAGUAUCCGGGGGAGGUGGGUUGUCUGACCGCGAGGUGCUGAGUUUAGCUACUGACGAUCUUGCACAGUCGCACGAAAGCGAAGAUGACUAUAGCGAGGCACGUGAGGAUGGCGCGUCGAAUGAUAGCGACGUUGAUGCGAGCGCGCAGGAAUCAUCGGAUGUGGCGCGGAGCAGCGACGGCGGGGGAAGCGCGGAUGCCCGCGCAAUGGGCGAGGGGAGACAGGCGGAGGCGGACGCGGCAGCGGAGCAGGCGGCGGGGCUGGCGACACUGGCGGAGCUGUACGAGGCGCAGGAGAAGCUCGCCAGGAGCGCGCGCUUUCGCGAAUCGGUUGCGCUCUUCCGCGCGUGGAUGCGCAAGGACAAGAGCGCGGGCGCAGGGGGGGGCGCAACCGAGGCAGGGGGCGCUCCUGCGCCGGGUGCUGGCGCGGAGGCAGCCGGGGAGGUUGGGGCCGGGGAGGCUGGGGCCGGGGCAGAGAAGGCGGAAAGGCCGGAAUGGUGGAAUCACGAAUUCGAGGUGCAGCUACGGAAGGAGCGCGAGGAGGCGCUGCCGCUGAUGACGUGGCAGCUGUACCUGCACGCGCUAAUGCACGUGGGGCCGCCCGUGCAGGCGGUGCAGGGGGUGGUGCGCGCGAUGAGGGAGAUGCGCGGGCAGGGCGUGCAGGCGUCAAAGGAUACGUUCCACGUGCUGCUGCGCACCGCCCUCGCCCGCCGCGACGCCAACGCCGUGCUGCUCUUCCUCACCCAGUGCGUCGGGGCGUCACGGUGUCGUGGGGGUGUGGGGCCGGGAUUGGAGUUUGGGUUGACUAUGAGACACCUCUCUGCCUUGCUCGCUGCACCACCCGUCAUUCCCAGUGUGCCCUGCAACCCCCUCCCCGUCCUUCCAUCCCACCCCUCCCGCCCCGCCCUCGCUGCCAUCCUUCAGCGAUGCCCCUCCCGCCUUCCACCCACUCGCACCCACUCUCCUCCCACGCCCCUCCCAUCCCUCACAUCCUUCCCAUCCUCCCCACGCCUCUCCUCCCAUUCCUCCCAUCCCUCCCAUCCCUCCCAUCCGUCCCACGCCCCUCCCCUCCCUCCCAUCCCUCCCAUCCCUCCCACCCUGCUCCUCCUCUUCACCUCCCCCCACCCUCGUGGCGGCAGGAUGGGAGUGGCGAGGGUGGUACCGGAGGCGGGGAGCUACAGCGCAGCGGUGGUGCUGUGCGCCAAGGAGCGCCGCAUGCACGCGGCCUUGCAGCUCGUGGCGGACAUGCGGAGGGCGCGCAUGGCACCGUCCCCCCGGGCUGUGUCGGAGCUGCUCGCCACGUGCCUGCACACACGGCGCUCCCGGGAUGCCAUCACGGUGCUCGAGGUGGUCAAGGCGCACAAGAUAGAGAUGGAGGGCAGGGCCAUGGAGCAUGCGCUCAUGACCGCCGUGGACACCGAGGACUAUGACUGCGCUUAUCUCGCCAUGCAGCUGUUGCAGGAGCAACGGGACAGUGUGCACGACGGGCUGAUGCUGCACGUGGCCAACAUGGCGGCCAGGGCUGGCCACACGCCCAUCAUAGAGCACGUGUGGGACCGCCUCCUGCGCCGCCCCUACCCGCCCGCGCCCGCCUUCCACCUCGCGCGCAUCCACGCCUACAGCGCCGCACCCAACUUCCCCUGCGCCUUCCGUGCCGCGCUCCACCUGCAGGACUUGCUGCUGCACCCCACGCUCGCCCGCCCCAAGGACCUCCCCCCCUACGACAUCUUCCCCAAGUUCCGCCCCGGCACUCCCGGCGCUCCCCAGGAUGAUUUAUUUCGCUACACGCUGCCCCUGCCGGCCCCGCCUGGUGCUGCGGGUGCAGGGGGUGAGGGGGAGGGGCUGGCGGGGGCAGAGGGGGGGGUGACAGGUGGCAGCGCGCCAUUGGAGGAGCUGAACCCGUUCACGUCGCUGCGGCCGCUGACGCUGGCGCUGUGCUUGAAUGUGGAUGUGCUCGAUAAGGGCUACAGCACGUUGGAGAGCAUGCACGCGCAGGGCGAGGGCUACAGCACGUUGGAGAGCAUGCACGCGCAGGGCGAGGUGGUGGCGCUGGCAGCACUCAACUGCGUGGUGGCGGGGUGUGCCAUGCAGCGUGACGUGGGGCGCGCGCAGCUCACCUUCGAUGAGAUCACGCGCACGUUCCAACUGCAGCCCGACACGCACUCCUUCAACGCCCUCAUGGAGUGCUACUCGGGCGUGGCCGACGUGCGCACGGUGGUGCAGCUGUUUGAGCACAUGACGCGCACUCUGCACCUGCCGCCCACCGCCGACUCCUUCACCAUCCUCGUGGACGCCCACAUCCGCGCCUUCGAUGCCCCGGGGGCAUGCAUCGCCAUGGAUAAGAUGCUGGAGGCGGGCUUCACACCGUCGCGCCCACUGCUGCUGCGCCUGCGGCGGCGCUGCCUGUGUGCCGGGCUGGCAGGGGGAGUGGCGCGCGCAGAGGGCCUGCUGCAGGCGCUGCGCUUCCGCACUGUGAACGCCGACGAGCGCCGCCGCCGCCACCACCUCGCCCAGCUGCCGCCCUCCGUGGCGGAUCCCCGCCUUGCUGCGCGCAUGCAGGGGGCGGGGCAGCGGUGGGGUAGGCGGCGAUGGGGGGAGCAGGGGCAGCAGGAGGGGCAGGGGGAGCAGCACCAGCAACAGUGGCAGGAGGAGCGGCGGCAAGAGGGGGAGGAGGCAGGUUCACCUGGUUUGUGA